Molecule: messenger RNA, 1647 nt
Organism: Patiria miniata (bat star)
Lineage: Eukaryota; Metazoa; Echinodermata; Asteroidea; Valvatida; Asterinidae
Product: cytochrome c oxidase assembly factor 4 homolog, mitochondrial-like
Exons: 2
Coding region: 17-301 (94 amino acids)
Biological process (GO): mitochondrial respiratory chain complex IV assembly
Cellular component (GO): mitochondrial intermembrane space
Source: RefSeq, a predicted model, not a curated record
AUUUGGAUCUAGAGAGAUGUCUGUGCAUGUACCGGAACACUUAAAGCACAACUGGAGUCAAUCCAAGAAAAAGGACAAGGAUGAAGGGGAGGGGGCGGAGCAAGAGGAUGAAGAGGAAGAGGAGGAUGACCCUGUCGAUGCAAUGCUGAAAAAAGCUGGCUGUCUGAAACUACAUCAUGAUGUCCAGAAUUGUAUGGCAGAGCACAGAGAUUGGAGACAGUGCCAGAAGGAAGUUGCCAAGUUCAGGGAGUGCGUGUCGAGAAACGUGCAAAGGACACAGAAGAAACAAGAACAGUCGUGAUACAGAAUGGCUCAAUCAUAGCAAGGCGUGUCGUCCGCAUCGUGACAGACCUGCCCACACGGGUCAGACCAAUUCGUACAACGCCUGGACAACGUCAGACACCAGAGGGCACUGUUCAUAUGAUGACUGGACAGCAGCUGCCGCUAUUCAUGGUGGCCUCUUGCAAACAGUUGUACCAUUCUGCUGAUAAGAAUAUGGGAUGAUUCUCACCCACCUCCCCCCCCCCCCCCCCAAAAAAAAAAUGCAACUAUGUCUAAAAGCAAGUAGGAAUAUUGUUAAUUUAAUUACCCGGAAACGACCCUACUGAUUUAAUGAGAAAUCCUUGUUGAAAGUGGAAAAAGGACUGGUACUAAAUACAUAACCCUGUGAAAUUAUUCUGUCUGAUAUGGUAUCGACUGACAGAAAACAAUUAUUGAAGGUGGUUUUUAUAUUGCGUCCACGGGCACACCUUUUUUCGUGCAUUAAGGAAGAUACAUUUGCAAACAUCAAAAAAACAAAAUGAUCCAAUUAUCACAAAAUACCUUAGGAAUGAGUCUAAAACACCCUGUAAAAAUGUGGCUCCUGGUCAGUGGUGUGCCGACAUUUUCAAGAAAAACUGUAUUUUUCAAACGCUGGUUGGCCAACCAGCUUUUGAGAAAACUGGCUUUUUUCAAAAACCGCUCUUAAUUGUUCAUCUUUUGUUACUCCGCAUUUUCUUUGCAGUUGAUUUCACACCUGUGAAGGGGUACAAGCCUGCUAGACUGAUUCUCCGACCUUACAUUUCCCCAAAGUCUAAACAUUUCUCCAUUUCAUUUUAAGAUAUCAGAGAGAAACUGCAUGAAUCAUGGUACGAGAAAAGUCUGUAUGUAAAUGGACUUUUCUUUUUGAAACAAUACACAUCAUCCACUUGAAAUGAGAUUUCACUGUUUGCAGUCAUGAUUGAAUGAAUGGAGAACCAAACAAGACGUGAAGAUGUGUAUAGAAACACUGCACCCAAACCAUGAAGCAGUUCAUAAAUUCUUUCUCCAGAUUUUUAUGGAGACUUUAUUACCCAUGUAUCAUCAUUUUCAUGAUCAUUGAAGAUAAUACAUACAUGUACCAGUAUCUUAAUGUUUUAUGAAGCAGCAAUAAUAAUCAUCAGCUUUGAGUAAUACAUUUAGAAUGAAAGCUUCUCGAGAACAUUUCCGUCCCCAAUAUCAGACUCAUCAAUGCAUGAAAAUGGGAUGAAAGUGUGAAUGUUGUGGGACUUUUUUUACUAAGUAAUACAACUCUUUUGGAAUAAGAUGUCUACUUUUUAAUAAUUGGAUUAAAUUAACAAUUCAUGAUCUUAAUGGUAUUGAAUUAAAUAUCUAUUUGAAACAAAAUGG